AUGACUCCUGUUAUAGAAACCAUACAAGAUGGAGAAAGCUCCAUCAGCCCAAACAACUCCGGUGUAUGCUCACCAGUAUCAAUUCCUAAUGAAAUACAUCUAGGAGAAUAUCUAUUUCUCCGUAUAGCACAAGCUAACCCUAAACUUAGGUCAAUCUUUGGUAUCCCAGGUGACUUUAACGUUGACUUGUUGGAACAUAUGUAUUCGCCUUUGAUUGCCGCCAAGGAUAUGAAGUUUGUCAAUUGUUGUAAUGAGUUAAAUGGGGCAUAUACUGCAGAUGGAUAUGCUCGUACCAUUGGUGGGUUAAGUUGUUUGAUUACCACCUUUGGUGUUGGUGAGUUAUCGGCUAUUAAUGGUAUUGCUGGUGCUUUUGCCGAAUACGUGCCGGUGUUGCAUAUUGUUGGUGUCACCACUACUAAACAAGCACAACAAGCUAAGGAUGGAACUGAAGUUUUGAAUUAUCACCAUUUGGUUCCUAGUGUUAAUCCAUUUGAUUCCCCCAAUCAUGAUGUAUAUAAGAAUAUGGUCAAUGGAGUGUCGGUUAUUCAAGAAACAUUAGGAACGGACCAAGAGUUAAAUGUGGAGAAAAUUGAUCGGGUAUUAAAGAAGAUUAUUCAAGAGUCUAGACCUGGUUACUUGUUUGUCCCCGCAGAUGUUUCAGAUAUUUUAGUUCCUUCUGUGUUUUUGUUUAUGAAUCCAUUCAAUGCCGAGCCAAAACAUAAGAAUAGUGCCAAGUCCAUUGAAGUUCUUGAUGAUGUGUGUGACACUAUUCUUGAAAAAAUGUACAAGUCAACCAAACCUUCUGUAUUGAGUGAUUGUUUAACUUCUAGAUUUGGAUUCAAGGAACAAUUGGAUCAGUUUGUUGAUUUACUACCAACUAGUAUAGCUAAAUUAUUUACCACCAAUAUGGCUAGAAAUGUUGAUGAAACAAGAGAAAACUUUAUUGGUGUGUAUCAUGGAAAGGGUUCUUCUGAUGAUGGUGUUAGACAACAGUUGGAGAAUGAAACUGAUUUGUUGGUUACUUUGGGCUAUUUCCAUAACGAAGUUAAUACUGGUGCUUAUUCGAGAAACCUUACUGAUAUCAAAGACAUUAUCGAAGUGCAUCCAGAUUAUAUCAAAAUUAAUCACCAAGUAUAUCACAUUAAGCAAAAGGAUGGCGAACGUUUGUUUACAUUAGGAGAUUUGUUAUCUGAACUCACCUCAAGAUUUGAUCCUACCAAGUUUGCCAAUCAUACACCAGUACCUAUGUACUCCUUUACUCCUGGUGCAAUCUACAAACAAUCCUCCAACGACAACUACUUUAUCCCACAAACCAAAAUCAUUGACCAUUUAAACACCUGGCUCAAACCAAACGACUUAUUAAUCAUGGAAACAAUGUCAUUCUCAUUUGCUCUUCCCGAUCUUAAAUUCCCCCGAAACUUGCAGUUACUUUCUGCCAACUUCUAUGGAUCAAUAGGAUAUGCUCUUCCAGCUACUUUUGGGGCCACCAUGGCCAUUAACGAUAUGGGAUCUAAUCGUCGUAUUAUCUUAAUUGAAGGGGAUGGUGCUGCACAAAUGACAAUUCAGGAAUUGUCAAGCUUUAUAAGAUAUCAAGGUGUUCUCCCCAACAUGCCAAAGAUUUACUUGAUUAACAAUGACGGGUAUACUGUUGAACGAGCAAUCAGAGGUCCAUAUAGAUCAUACAAUGACAUCAAUGGUCACUGGAAAUGGACUCAGUUGAUGGAAACAUUUGGUGACUCAGAUAGAAUGCGACAUGAUUCUGUUACAUUGAAGAAUGUGGAUGAGUUUGAAGGGUAUUUCAAUGGUCAUAAGAGUAGCAAUAAUUCUCGUUUGCAAUUUUAUGAAAUUAUUGCUGGGAAGUAUGAUGUUCCUGAAAGAUUUUCCAAGCUGUUAUGUAAGAAGUAG
This is a messenger RNA of Spathaspora passalidarum NRRL Y-27907, 1905 nucleotides long. RefSeq names its product phenylpyruvate decarboxylase (gene ARO10). Lineage: Eukaryota; Fungi; Ascomycota; Pichiomycetes; Serinales; Debaryomycetaceae. The coding region runs from base 1 to 1905 and encodes 634 amino acids. The transcript has a single exon. Gene Ontology annotation, molecular function: carboxy-lyase activity; thiamine pyrophosphate binding. The record is from RefSeq and is a predicted model, not a curated record.